CGGGAAACUGUCCACAUGAACGAUAAUCGUCUACCACGACGUGGACUUGCCUUGCAGGACAUGGGGAUAUUCCAGGACGUCUCCGCCCAAGGAUCAAGCGCGUCCCACUCGACGAACGUCUGGCAUCAAUCAAGACAGGGAAACGGGGAAGCGGCAGGGGUAUGACAGAUCUCGAACAGGGGGCGCGAUUGGUGAUAGAGAUUAUUGCGACUGCCGGAACGUUGUUUGACUGGUUGCCUCACAAUGCACGCCCACCAAAAGCUGACUGCAAGUCCUUGCGUUGCGACUCUUUGGCUGCGUUCGUUCGUUCUCAUCUCUUGUUUCCAACCAUUUGCUGGCCACGACAACUCACAAGACCUAGAUACACAGAAGGCGUCCCCGCUGUCGAUCUGCAUGAAGCGAAGAGUUGCAUUCAAUGCAUUCGUUGGCCUGCGAGUUCGAAGUGCAGGGUCAUUUGAUGCGGCAUGUGGUGGUCCAGUGUAAUCCGUACUAAAUAAACUCCGGCUUGUCCCCUGGAGUAUGGCUGCUGAGUGUACAUGACGGGGCCUACAGUCGAGGAAAUGCACCCUGCAAGGCAAUACAACGCAACACAG
Messenger RNA from Sodiomyces alkalinus F11, 593 nucleotides. RefSeq lists its product as hypothetical. NCBI's taxonomy places the organism in Eukaryota, Fungi, Ascomycota, Sordariomycetes, Glomerellales, Plectosphaerellaceae. The coding region runs from base 244 to 483 and encodes 79 amino acids. The transcript has a single exon. The record is from RefSeq and is a predicted model, not a curated record.